Molecule: messenger RNA, 1487 nt
Organism: Cydia pomonella (codling moth)
Lineage: Eukaryota; Metazoa; Arthropoda; Insecta; Lepidoptera; Tortricidae
Exons: 2
Coding region: 343-1467 (374 amino acids)
Source: RefSeq, a predicted model, not a curated record
CCUAAAAGAUUUUUUGGCCUCAACCCCUAAGCUAUUAAACAAAAGGCAUUGUUUCUUUUCCGCACCGCGGUGGCUACCUAAUUUCUCAUUAGUGACAAGAAUCAUUUUUAUUCGUUUGCUAAUCAUGUUUAGGUAUCCAGGACCAAAAGAUGGACCGCCCUCUUAAAAGCCAGAACUCCACAGAGGGAAGUUCCCGCGGCUCGAACUGACGUGAUUUUACGUCUUCAAGACAAGACAAAGCUCAUUUACCAAGACAAGACAAAGAACAUUCACCAAGACAAGACAAAUAACGUUCACCAAGACAAGACAAAGAAGCGUGAUAAAAGUUUACCGUCAAGCGAGAUGUACAGAUUACCUGAUGAAAAAUGGCGGUUUGUAUCCUAUAGCUUACCCAAGGUAACGCCUUUUUUGCUCUCGUCAUCACCAUCAAGAACCACUCUCUCGCUCAAAGACCAUUUCAGUCCACCAUACUUUCUGUUCCGUCCAAGAUACCGUCCAAAUUUAGGGUUUUUUUCUAGUAAAACUCGCGACUUGGACUUUGUUUCUCCAUUUGGUUAUCCCUUUAAGAACUUGGUGCGGAAGCGAAAUUUUCUUUUAACCUCAAAACCGUGGUACGCGAUAGACAUAACUGAAUCAAACACUGAGGCACAUUUUCAAGACUUAACUAGAACAACAUCAAAUGAAGGAAUACUUACACGAACUUUUAACAGUGAUAUAGCAGGAACAGAAAUGUGUACAAUACUUGAGACUACAAUUGACACAGAUUAUGAAUAUGAAUUUCUAAAUGAUGGCAAUGACGCUCAUGAAAGUCAUGAAUAUUUAUCAACUAAAGAAUUAGAUACAGGAGAAACAUCUGCAAUCAGUCAUGAUGCAACGCAUAAUUAUGAACUUGAGAAUAUUGAUAAAGAACAGGAAGAAAUACAAGAAUAUGAUGUGGAACGGAAAUUUUUCUCGAAUAUUGAAACUAAUACAACAACAACAACUAGAACGACUCGGACGUAUCCUUACCCUCAAUGGAUUUGCUACGAGUGCGGGAGGAAUGAGACAAAAUUUGGGUCAUCGUUUUGCCAUAAUGUGUUUGAGAUUAAACCGCGAAAAGAAAACAAUAAGAUGAUGUCUUUAAGAUAUAGAUGCAAUGGAAAUUGGAGUGUUGUGUACGGAUGCUUUAAACGAUUUCUGGAUGUUGGUCAUUAUAAUGAAAGGGGAUGUAGAAAUUGGCCGCCUAGGAGAUCAGGAAAGACAUAUGCUUCUAAGAGGCUGCGUGCUUUGGAAAGAGUCUUGAAAAACGAGAAAGAUGCUUGUAUUUUUACGCCGCAAGCGUCUCUUGUAUCAUUCAGUCGUACUGUGCAAUUGUAUGUCAGGUUUCAUGUGUGUGUGUGCCGUGGUCCGCUCUGUAAUUCGGCUUCUAGUGGGUCAUGUGUGGUUACGUUAUUUUUAGUGUCGUUAAUAAUAUUCUAUGUUAAAUAAUUGAUAAAAGCUUUUUAUUA